Messenger RNA from Athene cunicularia (burrowing owl), 5102 nucleotides. Its product is annotated as protein hinderin-like. NCBI's taxonomy places the organism in Eukaryota, Metazoa, Chordata, Aves, Strigiformes, Strigidae. The transcript is spliced from 10 exons. The record is from RefSeq and is a predicted model, not a curated record. The coding region runs from base 481 to 1986 and encodes 501 amino acids.
GAUUCUCCUUGCUCAUCUGCAGGGGACAGAUGACCAUCAGGAACCUUCUGGUGCUCUUGAACAAUUCUCAUAACAUAUUUCUGUUCAUAAAGCUGUAAAUAUCUGCUUUGCUUCACUUGUUACAUCUCUCCGCUGUGCCAUUUUUAUGAAGGAUCAGUGUUUUAAAAGAUCCUCUAAUGUUUUUUCAACACCUUUUGAUUUCCAUGCUAGCUACAAUAACAGCUAGGUUAAACGUGCUUGUUCUUGUGCCAGUGUUUUGCUUAAAUAGCUCUUCCUUCUAUUUAAUGUUUAGGGAGAAGGGUUUAGAGCAAUAGACAUUCCUCAUCUCAAAGGAGAAGAGAGGACAAGUUGUCUCAAAGUUCAUCUUUGCAAAGCUACAUCACAAAACUUCUGGUUGGUGUUACGGAAAGUCCCCAAAGUGAAGCCUACAUGAGGAGUUCUGCAUAAGACUUCCUAGAGUUUCUUUGGGCAGCUGCAUGGAUGAGGAUAAGCAGUCCUCUCCUUUGUGGACAGCAGCAGCAGUACAGAGAAUUCCAGGAUCGUUUGAGCUUUCAACACAAGUGCCUACUUGAGAGGCUGGAAAAAUCAUCACACUCCAUUUCUGAAUUGACUGGUGCCAAAGAAAAGGAACAGAAGGCUUGUAAGUCUAAACUUCUUUGUGAGAGCACGUGCCAGGCUGCCCAACAGACCCAGCAAAACCAGGUAUCCAGUAGGAAGAGCUUAUACCAACAACCAUCUUUGGAGCUAGACAGAUCCAGAGUUGGUAUUGGGGGACCUCAAACAUUUUAUAUAAACAGUACUGCAUCAAAGGCUGGAAGCCCAGCCUGUGGUGCAUUGUCUCAGCCUUUCAGGAAUAAUGACAGUUACGGUACUGAAAUCGACUACAACCAUCAGACCUGUCUGAAGAAAUAUCCGGUAGAAAAUUACUUGCAGAGAAAGUGUAACAAUAUGAUUUCCCCAGCCAAACAGAAGAACCCUCACCAUGAAAAAAUUGCUCAGGAGAUGGACAAGAAAGCAAAUGAAUUUCAGAGCACAUGCCCUCAGCAAGUGAGUCACAGUUGUGCCUGCAGGCAUGUAGGGAGCUCAGGGAGCAUGCAAGAGAGCCACCGUGUCAGCCAGGUAUGUAGAAGACACUCUGGGUCAGUUUGCAAAACCUGUGAUUAUUCUAGUAGAUCUGAAGUUUCUGGGAAGAAUAACAGCAUGGGGCCUAAAGAACUAGAACAGGCUAAAAUGUGCUAUGAAGAAAGAAGGAAGAAGCUCCUUCUGCGGAAAAUGGAGUUGGAAAUUGAAAAGGAACGCCUCCAACAAGCAUUGGCUAAGCAAAAAGUAAAACUGUACCUAAACCAACAAGUAAUACAACCAUACCAUCUGGAUGAUAACAGGUUUAAAGGCCAUGUACCCAGUUUGGAAGAUGUGCCCAUUGAUGAAGCACCUGGAGAACUUGCUCUGAAGAUGAACGACAACAGCAUGGGGCUAAGUGUGCCAGUGUUGAAAUGCGAAGAUCAUUUUCUGAGUACACCUCCAGGGAGCAAAACCUCCAGAACACGGCAGAACAGUGGUGAGGGCACUUCGAGGAAGAAAAUGGUUGAUUUUGGUGCAGACGUGGAAGAUGGGCAAACUGUUCUGAUGCAAACCAAGAUGGAAGGCACCAAGUCAAGGAAAGGGACAACUUCAGGAUCUAGCAAGGAUGCAGCUACAUCUCCUGUGCUGAUAGGCAACAGUAAAGAGCUUGCAACCACAGCCACAUCAGCAGUCCAGGAUGACACUUCAUGGUAUGGAACCUGUCUUCCUGACCUUGUUGAAGCUAUGGGUCUGAUAUCUUCCCCAGGAUGCCUCUGCAGAGAAUCUUAUGACGGGAACAAAACGCACACGUGUCGUCCUGUGAGCUACAAGCCGUCGUCCUGGUACCAGACAUCUCGCAGAUCUAGAAGCAGAGCAGAUGAGCUAGAGGAGAGCCAGCUCCUCCGGGAGAUUUUCUUCAUUUGACGCACCUCAUUGGUCUACAACCCUUCUGUAGAAUUUUUAGGACCUUUAUCUUGCAGAUUUGUUUCUGUUCAAGUACCAUUUCUAAAUUAUUUGGGUGACAACUGCUUGUCUUUCCUCUUCUAAAACAUAGCUAAUUAGCAUACAGUUUCAUUUUGGAUAUAGUAAUCAUGGUGCGAGAAUAUUGUUGGGGUAGACCAAUCAGAAAGCGUUAACUUUUUUUCCUAAAACAUUCAUGUGCCAAGUAAUCAUUCUAAAAUUGAAGUUUUUUUCUAAUCUAUAACAUUUUCUAAUGGAUUGAAGUCACAGUUUUGCCAGCCUCAUAUUGGAAGUAUAUUUCAUUAUCGAUUUUUAGCUCUGAAGCCAUUUGCAAUAACUGCCUAACAUUCAAGAACCGCCACAUUCAAAGUAGAUUAUUUUCUAAUUAAACAAGUCAGUUUAAAACCUGGCAUAUUAUAAAGAUACAAGCACUUUAAUACUUUUUUCAGUGAUUUUUAUGAUCUACUUUUUCCUUCAACAUUCUGAUACUUAACAUGAUGGGUUUUUAGGUGGUAUAUCAUAAGUUCAACUAUACAGUGUCUAAUAACAUGAAUAGAUGAUGUUACAGGUUGAUGUACUAAGAAUCUGUUUGAAAUAUAUUCCUCUUCACAUCAGUGCUAUUUGACAGAGUUUAUGUGCUGGGUAACCUGAAAUAGCAGAAAACAGAUAUUGCAGUGGUCCAAAACCUUUUUGAUGUACUUUUCAAGAUGAGAUAUAUAGUAGUGGUAGUAUAAGAACAGUCUUAAGAUAUUUUCACUAACUUGCACUAUUUUGAUCCUUUAUCCCCCCUCCAUUGUAAAUAAGACAAAUCAGUAAUUAUUUCCACUGGUGGCUCGUGAUGCACAUUUCCCUGCCAGCUUUAAUUAUUCAUGCUGUAUCUAUUUCAGUUUAUUUAAAUGCACUUCCAUCUACUGCAUGUACUUGAUUAUUUAAAGAAAUGUGCCGAAUUGGUAAAAAUGACUGCAGAUUACAGGAUUAAUGGCCAUUUUCUCCACAAUGCAGUGUUCGUAUUUUAUUGUAACAGUAGCCACCGGCAUGUGUUCCUAGAAAUAUGAGGCUAAAAUACUCAUUUUGCACAGUAAAAUUGCAGUGAGGGAAAGGUAGAUUUGAGCCAGUACAGGCAAGUUCUAGGCCAUUUCCUCCCAAACACCACUUUGUGGGCCAGUACAGACUUUCUGAUAUUCUCUUUAGGCAACCCUGCUUAUCUACUGAUCCUUGGGGUAUCGUUGCUGCCUACCUCCCACAUGCUUGUUCCUUCGCAAUGUUUUGUCCUCUGCAAGAAGCUAGCAAGGCUCAACAGUGAGGCCCUUGGUACAUAUCUGAUGAGCACAUCAUUGCAAGGUUAUCUUAGCAGGUGCCCCUGGCAGCACCGUGCUCUUAGAACAGUAAAACAAAAGGAGAAUGUAGAGGAAGACAAACCUCAGGUUACUCUGUGCAGCUUCAUUCAGGCCCAGUCUUAAUCACAAAUUUGUACAUCCCGGCUGAAUUCUAAAAGCUGUUUGGGGGAGUUUAGAGGAAGGUGGCAUCAUUGCUGGACCAGAAAAUCACUGCUGUGGAAAGGUCUGGCUUGGUCUGUCCUAUGGUCAGUGAAUUAUUAUAGUUCUUUUAAAUAUGCUCAUCUGCUGUUGAAUGUCCCUCUUUAUCUACUCUCUGAGCCUGCAAAGGCACAGGUUUCUGCUUAAAGCCCCAAAGAUGUAUUCAGUGCCAUGACCCAAGUAUAGCAGAGGAGGAAAUGGGUUUUCUCAUUCUGCUGCCUGAGUAGACUGCUUCUUUAAGAGAGCAGGGAAAGGGAAGGGAAAGAAAAGAAAAAUGUGCAAGAAACAGCAGGAAAACUGUGGAAAACCACGAAGAAAUUACCAUCACAUAAAUUUUAGGGUUUUGGACUGCUUUAUGGUGUUUUUUUGUUUUGUUGCAUAUUUUUUUAUGAAGGUUUGGCAUUUAUAAAGAAACAGUUCUCUGAUUUCAGUCCAAUUGCUUUUCUUCUCUUUUUAAGUUUGACUGAAACUUUAAUUGCCUUUUCUAAUAAGUGCUAACUGACCUUUUAAAACAGCAAAACAUACAUGUAUUAUCUCUUGAAAGAUGCCUUUGUGUACCCAGUUGAGAACACUGUGCAGUAGCAUUCCUUGUGUGUGCCAAUAUUUCACUGCUUUGGGAUUCCUUGUCAUCCAUUUUUUCCAUUAACAAUUCUAAUUCUGAGGUUGACUUUUGACUUGAAUAUAUGUUUUGGUAGUACCUCUUUUAAAAAGGACAUUGUCAGGGUUGUGGGCUUUGUGCUCCAGGUGUUGUCCGUCAGUCAAAGCUGCAUGGGACGCAUGCUUUUAUGAAGCAAAAUUUAUAGAAUUAAGAUGAUUGAAACGUCUGAUGAGUGAAGACCUUCAUGUUCUAAACGUAUCUGAGAUGUGGACAAAGAAACAAAAGCUAUUAAUUUGGUAAACCCUGUGAAAAAUAAUUUUUUAUAAUGCUUGUUCUUGCUCUUGUUAUCAACAGGACAUUAGGAAUAGUGUUUAGCAGUCAGUGCAAGCAAAGAUAUUUUGCCAGGAGGCACUACAAAGUUGAAGUUAUUAAAACAUUUAUAGCCUUAGAAAAAGAAAUCAAUGCUUGUCGAAUAGGAAAGGACAAAAUCAGUAGUUGGGACUGGGAGGGGAAUUGUUUUCCAUCUGCUAAAACAAUAGAGGAAAUGCAAAAAUUAAACUAACAAAACAAUCACUUGACAGUGUCCUUUUAAGUUUAAGCUCCUACAUUAGGAAACUGCCAUUGGGGAGUUAGUCCAGCAGUAGAUUGUUUGUCCAGAGUGUGCCCAGUUAAUAUUCUUCAGCUACACAUCUGGUUGUGUUCUACAUGAGGCUUUGUGGAGUAACAUAACUUCUGCUAAGGCUCACACUCAUGCCUUUACUUUGUGUUCUCCCUGAGUGGCUCGUACCAACACGCUUGCCAAGUGUUUGUGUGGUCAUUGCUUUUGUGCAACUUGCACAUCAUGGAACUGCAGCAGUCACACCCUUCCAGCCUCUCCAGUCUUGCUGUUGAAUCCCAUCUUGAACAUAUAUUUAUAUACGUAUGUGAAGUCUUAAUCUAAUAAAUUA